AUGGGUUCAGAAACGGAUCCAAGGAUGGAUGCGGGGCUGCCGGUGAUUAACUUCAGCGGCGACGAUGUGAAGGCGGAGGGCGGCGAGGGGUGGAGGAGGAGGAGCGGAGAAGUCCGAGAAGCCCUGGAAGAGUACGGGUGUUUUAUCGCAGAGUACGAGGGGAUUAGCCCUGAGCUACGCGUCGAGGUUUUCAAGGCCGUGGAAGCACUUUUUGAUCUUCCAAUUGAAACCAAGAAGAAGAACAGAUACGAAAAGCCCUUUAAUGGGUAUGUCGGGGAGCUUCGUACUCUCCCUCUGCAUGAAAGCUUGGGCAUUGACGACGCCACAAACAUCCAUGGCGUUCAGGCCUUCACUCACCUCAUGUGGCCCAAUGGAAACCACCAUUUUAGUUCGAAUUUGCAUUCGUUUGCUAAGAAAGCUGAAGAAUUGGAUCAAAUGGUGACGAAAAUGAUAUUUGAAAGCUAUGGAGUUGAGAAGUAUCAUGAGACUCAUGCUGCUUCCAUUACUUAUCUUCUUAGAGCUUUGAAGAACAAAACUCCUCACUCUCAAAACCCUACUUUGUGCCUUGUGGAUCACACUGAUAAGAGCUUCACCACCAUGGUCUAUCAAGAUCAUACCAAUGGCUUGGAGGUCCAGACUAAAGAUGGCCGGUGGAUUCAGGUCGAUAACUCCUCACCCUCGACCUUCGUCGUCAUUGCCGGGGAUGCAUUCAAGGCUUGGAGCAAUGACAGAAUAGAGUCACCAACUCACAAAGUGACAAUAAGAGGGAACGAAGAUAGGUACUCUCUUGCAAUGUUUGGAUUCAGCAAUGGAAUUGUGGAAGUGCCCAAAGAGCUCAUAGACCAAACCCAUCCUUUGAGAUAUAAACCCUUUGAUCAUAUUGGAUUGCUUCAUUUCUUCCGUUCAAAAGAGGGUUUCAAAUCCAAAUCUCCACUCCAAGACUACUGUGCUCUCUAAAUCAACGAACACCUAUCAUGUUUGUGUAUGAUUAUAGUUCUAAGUUUCAAUGUGUUCAUGAGCUUUUGCUUUGUUUGUGUGCUUUUAGGUUAAGAAAGAAUGUAUGAACUCUAAUAAACUUCGUGUGUUCGCUCUUCUUAAUAUAUAAACAUAGUUUCCGAUUCGUAGUUUCAAAUU
Messenger RNA from Cucurbita pepo subsp. pepo (vegetable marrow), 1134 nucleotides. RefSeq names its product putative 2-oxoglutarate-dependent dioxygenase AOP1. The record is from RefSeq and is a predicted model, not a curated record. Lineage: Eukaryota; Viridiplantae; Streptophyta; Magnoliopsida; Cucurbitales; Cucurbitaceae.